AUGGAAACGUUUCUUGAUGGAUGCUUUUUCAAAAAGCCGUGGACUGAUGGAAGGGUAGAAGGCGUGGUGGAGUACGCUGGCACCGGCAAAGGACGUCUAUUCUGCACCGGUGCCUUUACCUCUUUUGAAGUGAAGGAGUCGCACCAGGGUGAUGUAAAGUGUCUCCCCACCGGUGCACGCACGCUCCUUCUGGACGCGGAUGCGAGUAAAGUUAUGGUCCGUGGCGUGGAUAAGUUUUUUGACCUUGAAGAUGAUAAAACCGAAGAGCUUAAUAAGGAUGAACUGUGGGAAAUGGGCUCUGUGUGGCUUCAGAGAAAGGUGGCUGGCUUCACAGUCACAUUGUUUUCUCUGGACGGUGGGUCUGUCGGCGUUACCACAAAGCAUGUUGUGGAGGGCUUGCAUGUUGAGUUGGCUCGGUGCGUGUUGGACCACCUCUUGAGUGCCGAGCAACAGAAAUUGCUUGCUUUUGACUUGUUUUCGGUAGAAGCCGCGGUGUGCUGCGAGUGUGUCUCUCUAAAGGACGAUCUGCACCACCCAGUGUUGGAACCAGUUGAAUAUGACAACAAGUUGUUUAUUUUUUCGGUUCAUAAACGGAAUGACCUUCGGGAAAUUGCGGUGCCUAUUGAAAAGGUGCAGGUGAUGUCAAAGAGGUGGGGACUGCCUGUGGUGCCUUCAUGGCGUGCCGGAGGUCGUGAGAAACUACAACAGUGGUUACAAAAAAGGGAAAAAUGGUUGGGGGAAGGCCCAGAUGGCAUACCGCUUGCUGAGGGGUAUGUUGUUCUUGUUGAAAUACCCGUAACGCGAAUGUCAUCAUCAGUUGUGCUUGAGGAGCCUUUUACUGUGGCUCCGCUUCGCUUGAAGGCGAAGACUGUAAAGUAUCGUGUCCUACGCUCCCUGCGCUCCAUUCUAACGGGAGACUCCACAGAGAGCCCAAAACUAUUUCAUGACGUCCUAGCUGUGUGGUCGGAGCUUAUUGGCGGGUAUAAAUGUUUUAAACAGGCGGUGGCUCAACGCGGGGUGUGUGAAAUUUGUUCCCAGUUUGAGACCCACGUCUCCACGCACAGCAAGAGAAGACUACGUGGAAGUCAUAUGAGCAUUGGGCAAGCCUUUGAAAAACUAAUAAAUUUUACUGAAGGAGAAGCGCUUGUGAAGCGGCGCGCGUCCCUCAACGUUAUUAUGUUGUGUGGUAUACCAGGAGCUGGCAAGACAACUUUGAGUCUGGCCCUUAUGGCGAUGGCGGAGCGUGGUGACUCUCCCUUUCGAUAUUUAAUCUACCUGAGCAGGGAUCAAGUUGCCAGGGAUGUUGCUGCACAGGAAGGCAUUGAUGACUCUUCUAGCAAGCACAAACAGAGAAAACUGAGGGCAAUGGUGCAUCACGCGUUGUUAGAAGCAGUGAAACAGGCAGUGUUGUUUUCGCUCAUUCAGGAAGGUCCUGGUCUUCUUCUCAUGGAUGCUUGUAAUGCAAAGGCCGAAACGCGGCGUGUGUGGCGCGGCAAAUUGCCCCCCAAAGUGGAGAGUUUUCGUUUGCUUCAUGUCACCUGCUCGGACCACCCCGAACUUUUGCGACGCCUUGCUAAACGGCGGGAUCAUGACGUUAUUCGCAACAAUUCGGAAGCGCAGACCGUACUUUACGCGGUAAAGAAGGUGUUUCUUGAGCCUUUGGAAGAUGAGUUGUGUGUGCGGUUGGACACGGCAAGCACCUCAGCGGAGGAUAUUGCCCGUUAUGUUUUUUCUCUCUACAAAGGUGAUAGACAACGUUACGCCACUGUCUACGAUUACCGGGGGCCUGAGGAAGGCUUGAAGGCACUGCGGGCGACACUUGUUGAAUCUCUCUUGGGGCCUGUUGGCGAAGGGGCGUCCACGCUGCUCGUGAGCAGCGUCAAACGAAUAAAGACUUCUAACGCCAUUUUUGUGCGACUUGAGAUUUCUUCGGAUGAGCUUUUGCAAAUAGCAUCGGAGGCUAUUAUGGCCGUGACGGGAAUGGACUGCUUGUCUCUGAGCUGGUGGGAAAAAUUCAAACGCGCGCUUGGAAUAGAGAUACGACCUCUUUGCUCAACCAUCGAAGAUGGGCAUACUCGUUGGAUUUAUGGUUGGUUAUUUGAUGGGCGUAAAGAGGGCAAAGCGUUUUCGGCUGAUGCAUGGCGUCACGCUCUUACUGAACGCUUUGAGUGCCGCGCAUCUGCUCCACAUGUAACAUUUGCCCAUGACGCCUCCAGUGUAGAGUCAUCUCCUUUGGUCCCCGAAGCCGGCAGCAUGGCUGAGGUGAACCUCACCUCUAUUUUGUUGGAUCGCUUCGCCAUUUGUUUUGGCGCCAUAGCUGUGGUAAAUGGACAGCGCUACGAGAAACAACUUGGUUUAUCCGAAGCAGUUCCACUGCAUGUGACUGUGUGCCACACAGAGCGUGUAAAACCCUCCUAUGCGGGAGAGAUGUUUGAUCUUUUUAGACAAUGGGGCCGUCACAACAAAGAAUUACAACACAUGAAGAGUGGUGUUUUGGUGAAGAGAAGUCGAUUAAAAUUCUUUAACUUUUUGAAGCUGCGUCUGGAGAGAUCCGUUGCUUUGCGAGGGAUUGUUGUUUCCGAGACGUGA
Messenger RNA from Trypanosoma cruzi, 2589 nucleotides. RefSeq lists its product as uncharacterized. NCBI's taxonomy places the organism in Eukaryota, Euglenozoa, Kinetoplastea, Trypanosomatida, Trypanosomatidae. Gene Ontology annotation, molecular function: ATP hydrolysis activity. Bases 1 to 2589 code for a protein of 862 amino acids. The record is from RefSeq and is a predicted model, not a curated record. The transcript has a single exon.